AUGUCAAAUAAAAAACAAAAGAAACGAGAAAAGAAAAUUUCUCGUAAAUCAAUUCAUUACAUUCAACUUCGAACACAUCGACAAUGGCCCAAUCAACUGAAUUAUAUGUCUCAUUUAGAAGUAUAUCAUUCGAAAAUCAAAUCGAUUACAUAUGAUAUUGAUCGUCUUUUAAAUAGCAAAUGGAUUUAUAUUCGACAACCACAAGUGAUUAAUCAAUUCAAUGAAAUUUAUCAACAAGAAAUUAAAAAUUAUUUUUUACAUAGAAUAAAUUUAUUUGAUUAUAAAUAUUCUUGUUUAAAUAAUCAAUUUGAUGAAAAUAAUAAAUUCAUACGAGAAAUUUUUAUUCGUUCAAUUGAAAUAACUGAUUAUCUAUUAUAUUUAUAUCAACAAAUAGAAAAUAGUGAACGUCAUAUUUAUGAAUAUCGUUUAAAUAUAUUAAAAUAUGAAUUCGAACAAGAACGAGAAUCUUUAAGACAUUUAUUUAUUGAUCAACACUUUUAUGAACUUGAUAAUCAAAUAAAUAUUUUAAAUGUUAUUGAACAAGAAGAUACUCUCAAACAAUAUAUUCAAUUUAAAUUUGAAAAACAACAAUUAAAAGAAAAAUUUGUGAAAGAUAUCACUAUGUUACAUGUUAAUUUUAAAACACAAAUUGCUUUUUUAAGAUUAACUAUAAACAGAGUUAGUAUCAAUGGAAUACUUCCGUUUCUUCGAGAUUAUCUCAAGACCUAA
This is a messenger RNA of Rotaria sp. Silwood1, 729 nucleotides long. The record is from the annotation of a GenBank genome assembly. NCBI's taxonomy places the organism in Eukaryota, Metazoa, Rotifera, Eurotatoria, Philodinida, Philodinidae.